This is a messenger RNA of Penicilliopsis zonata CBS 506.65, 3744 nucleotides long. RefSeq lists its product as hypothetical. The record is from RefSeq and is a predicted model, not a curated record. The transcript is spliced from 3 exons. The coding region runs from base 1 to 3744 and encodes 1247 amino acids. Gene Ontology annotation, cellular component: P-body; cytoplasm. Gene Ontology annotation, biological process: nuclear-transcribed mRNA catabolic process, nonsense-mediated decay; deadenylation-dependent decapping of nuclear-transcribed mRNA. Gene Ontology annotation, molecular function: RNA binding; protein binding; 5'-(N(7)-methylguanosine 5'-triphospho)-[mRNA] hydrolase activity. NCBI's taxonomy places the organism in Eukaryota, Fungi, Ascomycota, Eurotiomycetes, Eurotiales, Aspergillaceae.
AUGUCCGAAACAAAAAUGCAGUUAGAAGACUGGCUGGAUGACUUGUGUGUUCGCUUUAUUAUCAACUUACCCCGCGAAGAACUUGAGUCGGUGGAACGGAUUUGUUUCCAGGUAGAAGAGGCACAAUGGUUUUACGAGGACUUUAUACGACCGCUCGACCCUGGGCUCCCGUCUCUGUCCCUCAAAGCAUUCGCCCUCCGGAUUUUUCAGCACUGCCCGCUCAUGUCGCAAUGGUCUCACUACCACCACAUCACUGCAUUCUCCGAGUUCCUGGCUUACAAGACUCGAGUACCGGUACGUGGGGCCAUCAUGUUGAAUCAGGACAUGGACGAGGUUGUGCUUGUCAAAGGUUGGAAGAAGGGUGCCAACUGGAGUUUCCCCAGAGGUAAGAUCAAUAAGGAUGAGAAAGACCUCGACUGUGCCAUUCGCGAAGUGUAUGAAGAGACAGGCUUCGACAUUCGCGAAGCAGGAUUGGUCAAGGACGAAAAGGACGUCAAGUUUAUUGAGAUCACCAUGCGGGAACAACACAUGAGGCUCUAUGUUUUCCGAGGAGUCCCGUUUGACGCCCACUUCGAACCACGUACGCGCAAGGAAAUCAGCAAGAUCGAAUGGUAUAAACUUUCGGAACUGCCAACCUUGAAAAAGAACAAGCAGCAAGAUCAAGGUUCUGCAGCCACCAAUGCGAACAAGUUCUACAUGGUAGCCCCUUUUUUGCAUCCGCUCAAGAAAUGGAUCGCUCAGCAGAAGAAAUUAGAGACAAAGACGUUUUCCGAGUCCAAGCAAUUUCUGCCCACUGAGGAGGAAAUGUCGAUGGACGAGACUCCUCGUGUUUUCGGUGGAACCCCAAUUCAACGCUUAGGAGAAUUGCCUGCCUUGAGUGAUCUCCCAGAAGUCACAUCAUCGCAAGAUGUAUCUUCUCAUCUCAAACGCCUUCUGAACAUCAGUGGAGCACCUGCAGUACAGGCUGCUCUGCAGCAUGACGAGCAGCUACAGGCUUCGAAGGACUCUGCUAAAUCGGAUGCUCUUCUCGCCUUAUUGAGAACGAGUACUCAGAACCAAUCUCUUCCGCAAAACCCCCGUCCAGUCGAUGCAGUCCAUUCUCAGCAUGCAUACCCUCCACCUGUCGGUUUCCCUGGUUUUCCUCAGCAGGCUCUUCGUGCCACCGGACCGAACUCGGUUCCUCAACCUCAUAUGCCCUUUCCAUGGCAUCAUGGCCACCCACAUCAUCACAUCCAAUCUCCUGUCAAUCUUCCUUCCAUGGCUCAGGAUGUACACCAACAACAACAGCUUCCUUUUAGACAGCAUUCUUCUCCCAUUCGUACGGAGCAACAACCCCUUGGCUAUCCUGGAGCAUCUCGAGGUCCUAUCCUUGCUCAGUCGCUCCCUCAAAUCCAAAGACAGCCUCCUGCACCAUAUCAGCAAACGGGAGACCCGCAAUUUGCGCAACCUUCUCAGCCGAAUCAUACUCAAGGACUAACAGUACCUCCUGCUAGCAAACUACCGCCGCCAAAACUUACAAGCCAUUCCUUGGCGCUUUUGAAUGUCUUCAAGGACGAGAGGAUCAAAACGCCUCAGCCCUCGAUGGCAAACAUGGUGCCAGGUAUGGUGAAAGAGCCUGUUGCUAGACGAAAGCCUUCGCAGCAUCAGGAUAAUCUACUAGGCUUGCUCAAGGGGGCGUCUCCAUCCCCUGGUCAGCCAGUCGAAUUAUCUGCCCAUCAAGAUAAGGCGCCUCCAAAGCAGAUACUUCAACGGCCGCAAGGCGAUGCCAGUCACAUAAGAAAGCAGCCUGCGGAAGACACAAAGGUUUCUGCAACCGUAUCUGGACCAUUGAAUAUGCCUCAACUUGAUACUGCUAUACUGCGGUCAAACAAGAAAGCAAUGAAUGGGUCAAGGCCUCAGAGCAGAAAAGGACAGCGAACCCAAGAACUUGCCUCACCAAUCACCAUCUUGACCAGACCUCAGGCAGCAAGGAGGGAUUUUUCAGCUCCUGUUGAGCGACCAACCCACAACCAUUCACAAGCUCGUGCCGAGAAAUCUCAUGUCCCUGAACCAGCAAAGCCUUUUCAGCCUCAGAUCCUUCGACGCGGAGAAAAGCCUGGACUCGAAACUUUCUCGACUGAUCAGAAAAAGGACAUGAAUACCGUCGAUCAAUCGAAUGCAGUUCUUCCAGUAAUCCCAGGACGUCAGCAGGCACCGAAUCAAAUCAACUUUGACCGCCGGCCUAGCCAAACUUCUGCCCAGAAAGAGGCAUUGCUGUCACUUUUCGGCAAGCCGGCCACUGCUGUCAAACAGCACCAGGUAAUGCAACUGGAGGUCCCCUAUUCAUCGCUUAAAGCCUCAACGGCAUCUACCCUGGUUAGCCCCUUGUCGCCAUCUCAGGUGCCUAGUCGCCAUGGAAAAAUACGAAAAAUGCGGCCUCGAAGACUAACAAGCUCGGUCUGCGCCCAUUGCAUUGGGGGGAAACGCCCUUUCUCGACACCAUCGCAGCAAAGUCCCCCGUUGAAACAGGAUGAGCUGCCUGCUUCCCCGCCAAAGGCUGGCUUCAGUCGGCUAACAAACCGGGGGUUGAUAUCCAUCACAGGCAUUGAUAGCACAACCUUCCUCCAGGGUCUAGUCACACAGAAUAUGCUCGUUGCAAAUGAUCCGAAUCGAUCAGCGCGACGAACCGGGUGCUAUACCGCUUUCCUCAACUCCCAGGGACGGAUACUCAACGAUGCCUUCCUCUACCCAUUACCCGAGGCCGGUGCCGUGGAAGGGCAAGGGUGGUUGGUUGAAGUGGACAAGAACGAGGUGACCAGUCUCAUGAAACACCUGAAGAAGCAUAAACUGCGCGCCAAACUCAAGCUGCGCGCUCUCGAUGACGGAGAGCGGACCGUGUGGUCGUCUUGGAAAGACUAUACCGAACCCAGAUGGGCAGCAUACAACCUGGAGUCCGAAACCGCUUCGCCCUUCUCGCCUCAUUCUCUCAUAGCAGGUUGUCUUGACACCCGUGCCCCGGGAUUUGGAUCCCGUAUAGUUACCCCCGGACCGGACGACCUGCGAGCUCAUUUCCCGGACGAAACGCAUGUGGCAGGCUCGGAAGUCUCCCUAGGCUCAUAUACCGUGCGUCGUAUGUUUCAUGGUGUGGCCGAGGGUCAGUCGGAGAUCAUUCGCGAGUCUGCGCUGCCACUCGAGUGCAACGUCGAUAUGAUGCGGGGCGUGGAUUUCCGCAAGGGCUGUUACGUCGGGCAGGAGCUUACCAUCCGCACGCACCACACGGGUGUGGUGCGGAAACGUAUUCUGCCUGUUCAACUGUACGGGACAGAUCAGAUGAUCACUACCUCAGAAGACAUAUUGUCGUACGACCCGACGACGGAUCUUGCGCUGCCGCCCAGCGGCUCAAACAUCUCUAAGGUCAGCACCCGUAGAGGUCGCAGUGCCGGGAAAUUCCUAGGGGGGGUGGGGAACAUCGGUCUUGCGCUCUGUCGUCUAGAGAUGAUGACGGAUAUUGUUUUGACGAGCGAGGGCAGCCAAUAUACUCCUGGCCAGGAAUUUAAGAUUACCUGGGAAGGGGAUGAUGCCGCAUCCCAGAAGCCCAGAGAAGUGAAAGUCAAGGCUUAUGUGCCGCAGUGGCUACGAGAGCAUAUCCUCUACGGCGGUGUGAGGAAAGGCCCGUCCAGGACAUCCGAUGUCGAGGGACAAAGGGCACGCGACAUGGUCGAGCAGCUAGGAGAGGAGGAAAUAGCGCAAAGGCGGCUUGAGUAA